Molecule: messenger RNA, 9544 nt
Organism: Bombyx mori (domestic silkworm)
Lineage: Eukaryota; Metazoa; Arthropoda; Insecta; Lepidoptera; Bombycidae
Gene: beta-Spec
Product: spectrin beta chain
Exons: 40
Coding region: 400-8310 (2636 amino acids)
Biological process (GO): neuron development; actin cytoskeleton organization
Cellular component (GO): cell junction; cell projection; spectrin
Molecular function (GO): structural constituent of cytoskeleton; actin filament binding; phospholipid binding
Source: RefSeq, a predicted model, not a curated record
CUCUGUGAUAUGGGCGGACCGAAGUUGGUUGGCUUUUGGUUUUCGCCGAAUAUAUUAAGUGUAUAAUCUAUGGUUUUCGCGGUCGGUCUUUCGCUUCGCUCGAUGCCGUGUUCGUACUCGUAUUCACGGAUGAUAGUACAAGUCGUUUUUACAUGAUUAACGGCUACAUAAAAGUUUCAGACAAAAAGUGAACUGUGUUAUGUCAAAAAACUGUUUUCAUAGUGUAAGUGGCGUGGAAUCCUAUUUAUUAGUUCUCAGACGGCUGACCGCCAACUCGCGUAUUCUAGUGUAUUUAGUGUGCUGACGAAUUUUAUGUGCUUGACUGUGCUGUAAUAGCAUACCUUGGACUCGCAGGAGAACAGUUCCGAGCGUGGCGUGGUGAGGCUAUAGUUGGUCGCGAUGACGACCGACAUCUCGGUGUCCCGAUGGGACCCGUCCGUCGGCCACGGACAGGAGAUCAUUGAUGAAAUCGAGUACGACGGCGGAAAUUCAUCGUCGAGGUUAUUCGAACGAUCGCGCAUUAAAGCGCUUGCAGACGAACGAGAGAGCGUGCAAAAGAAGACAUUUCAAAAAUGGGUGAACUCACAUUUAGUUCGCGUCGGGUUCCGAAUUGGGGAUCUGUACGUCGAUAUGAGAGAUGGAAAGAUGCUUAUCAGACUACUCGAGGUGCUGUCUGGAGAGAGACUGCCUCGUCCAACAAAAGGCAAAAUGCGUAUCCACUGCUUGGAGAACGUGGACAAGGCGCUUCAGUUUCUGCGCGAACAAAGAGUGCACCUGGAGAACAUGGGGUCCCAUGACAUCGUCGACGGCAACCCUAGGCUCAGUCUUGGUCUCAUCUGGACUAUCAUUCUGCGCUUCCAGAUCCAAGACAUUACAAUCGAAGAAACCGACAACAAGGAAACGAAAUCGGCGAAGGACGCUCUCCUUCUUUGGUGUCAAAUGAAGACGGCGGGUUAUAACAACGUGAACGUCCGCAACUUCACGACGUCCUGGCGGGACGGGUUGGCGUUCAACGCGAUCAUACACAAGCACAGGCCCGACCUUGUUCAGUUCGAGAAACUGCACAGGAGCAACCCUAUCCACAACCUUAACAACGCCUUCAACGUUGCCGAGGAAAAGCUUGGACUCACCAAGUUGCUUGACGCGGAAGACAUCGCUGUCGACCAUCCCGACGAGAAGUCCAUCAUCACGUACGUGGUGACGUACUAUCACUACUUCAGCAAGAUGAAGCAGGAGACAGUCCAAGGCAAGAGGAUCGGAAAGGUCGUCGGUAUCGCGAUGGAAAACGACAAGAUGAUGCAGGAAUACGAGUCGCUCACCAGCGAUCUCCUGCAGUGGAUCGAGCGAACAAUCGAGGCGCUCGGCGACAGAACAUUCGCGAACUCUCUGGAGGGAGUGCGUCAACAAUUGAUUCAGUUCGCGAACUAUCGCACCGUCGAGAAACCGCCUAAGUUCGUGGAGAAGGGCAACCUGGAGGUGCUGCUGUUCACGCUGCAGUCGCGCAUGCGCGCCGCCAACCAGCGCCCGUACACGCCGCGCGAGGGCCGCAUGAUCCACGACAUCAACCGCGCCUGGGAGACGCUGGAGAAGGCCGAGCACGAGCGGGAGCUGGCGCUGCGGGAGGAGCUCAUCCGCCAGGAGAAGCUCGAGCAGCUCGCCGCCAGAUUCAACCGUAAAGCUCAGAUGCGCGAGACCUGGCUGUCGGAGAACCAGCGCCUGGUGAGCCAGGACAACUUCGGGUUCGACCUGGCGGCCGUGGAAGCCGCCGCCAAGAAGCACGAGGCCAUCGAGACCGACAUCUUCGCGUACGAGGAGCGCGUGCAGGCCGUCGUCGCCGUCUGCUCGGAGCUGCAGGCCGAGAGGUACCACGACAUCGAGCGUGUGUGCGCGCGGCGCGACAACGUGCUGCGCCUGUGGGCCUACCUGCUGGAGCUGCUGCGGGCGCGCCGGGCUCGACUCGAACUGUCCCUGCAGCUGCAACAGAACUUCCAGGAAAUGCUGUACAUCCUCGACUCGAUGGAAGAGAUCAAGAUGCGUCUCUUGACAGACGACUACGGCAAACAUUUGAUGGGAGUCGAAGAUUUAUUACAAAAGCAUGCGCUGGUUGAAGCCGACAUCAACGUACUCGGAGAACGAGUCAAGGUGGUGGUCGGACAGUCGCAGCGCUUCCUGGAGGGCGAGGGCGGCGCGUACCGGCCGUGCGACCCCGCCGUCACCGUGGACCGCAUACAGCAGCUCGAGAACGCGUACGCAGAGCUCGUGCACCUCGCCGUGGAGCGCAGAAAGCGUUUGGAGGACAGCCGCAAACUGUGGCAGUUCUACUGGGACAUGGCUGAUGAAGAGAACUGGAUCAAGGAGAAGGAACAGAUCGUCUCCGUUGAUGACAUCGGACACGACCUCACUACCGUGUACUUGCUGAUAUCGAAGCACAAGGCGCUGGAGGCCGACGUGCUGGCCCACGAGCCGCAGCUAAUGAGCGUGGCGGCGGUCGGCGACGAGCUCAUCUCCCAGGGACACUUCGGCGCUGACAGGAUCCAAGAACGCCUCCGUGACAUCCUGUCGCAAUGGAACCACCUCCUCGACUUGGUGUCGCUCCGCAAGAGUCGGCUGGACGCCGCCGUGCGCUACCACCAACUGUUUGCUGAUGCCGACGACAUCGACAACUGGAUGCUCGACACCCUCAGAUUGGUUUCGUCUGAGGACACCGGCGUUGACGAAGCUCAGGUGCAGAGCCUGCUGAAGAAACAUAAGGACGUAACCGACGAACUCAAGAACUACGCCAACGUCAUUCAGCAACUGAAGCAACAGGCGCAGGAGCUGAGCCCGGAGGACGCCAACAGCGGCGAGGUGCGCGAGCGGCUGGCGGCCAUCGACGCGCGGCACGGCGAGCUGGCCGAGCUGGCGCGCCUCCGCAAGCAGCGCCUGCUGGACGCGCUGUCGCUGUUCAAGCUGCUCGCCGAGGCCGACGCCGCCGACCAGUGGAUCGCGGAGAAGCACCGCAUGCUCGACACCAUGCUGCCGCCCAGCGACAUCGACGACGUCGAGAUCAUGAAGCACAGAUACGACGGCUUCGACAAGGAGAUGAACGCGAACGCGUCCCGCGUGGCCGUCGUGAACCAGCUGGCGCGGCAGCUCGUGCACGUGGAGCACCCGCAGGCGCCGCGCAUCCAGGACCGCCAGCACCAGCUCAACCACGCCUGGAGCGCGCUCCGGGAGAAGGCUGAAGCGAAGAAGGAUGAGCUUAAGUCCGCUCAAGGUGUGCAGACAUUCCACAUCGAAUGUCGCGAGACCGUCUCGUGGAUCGAGGACAAGAAACGCAUACUGCAGCAAACCGACGACCUCGAGAUGGAUCUUAACGGCGUGAUGACUCUCCAACGUCGUUUGUCCGGAAUGGAGCGCGACUUGGCCGCCAUACAGGCUCGCAUCUCGUCCCUGGAGAGCGAGGCCAGCGCCAUCGAGAACGAACAUCCCGAGGAGGCACAACUCAUUCGGGAACGCGUCGAACAGAUCACUCAGAACUGGGAGCAACUCACUCACAUGCUGAAAGAACGCGACUCGAAAUUGGAAGAGGCCGGAGACUUACAUCGUUUCCUGCGCUCCGUCGAUCAUUUCCAGGCGUGGCUCACAAAGACGCAGACCGAUGUUGCUUCCGAAGAUAUCCCAUCAAGUCUGCCUGAGGCUGAGAAACUCCUUUCUCAGCACCAAACCAUCAAAGAGGAGAUUGAUAACUAUAAGGAUGAAUAUGCUAAGAUGAUGGAAUAUGGAGAGAAGAUUACUGCCGAACCGUCCACCCAAGAUGAUCCACAGUAUAUGUUCCUUCGCGAACGUUUGAAGGCACUGCGCGAGGGAUGGGCCGAGCUGCAGCAGAUGUGGGAGAACCGACAGCAGCUCCUGGCGCAGAGCCUCGAGUUGCAGCUAUUGCAGCGUGAUGCCAGACAGGCUGAAGUUUUACUUGCACACCAAGAACACAGGCUCGCCAAAACCGAGCCUCCGACAAACUUGGAACAGGCUGAAAAUAUUAUCAAGGAACACGAGGCCUUCCUCACUACGAUGGAGGCUAAUGACGAUAAGAUUAAUUCAGUUGUGCAGUUCGCUAAUCGCCUCGUCGAGGAGAGGCACUUCGACGCGGACAAGAUUCAGCGCAAGGCGGAGAACAUCGAGGCACGCCGCAAUGCCAACCGCGAAAAGGCACUUAACCUCAUGGAGAAGCUCCAAGACCAGCUUCAGUUGCACCAGUUCUUGCAGGACUGCGACGAACUUGGAGAAUGGGUUCAGGAGAAGAACGUUACCGCACAAGACGAUACCUACCGCUCCGCCAAGACUAUCCACUCUAAGUGGACCCGUCAUCAGGCUUUCGAAGCUGAAAUUGCGGCCAACAAAGAACGACUGUUCGCUGUGCAGAACGCCGCUGAAGAGCUCAUGAAGCAGAAACCGGAAUUCGUUGAAGUAAUUUCGCCCAAGAUGCACGAACUCCAAGAUCAAUUUGAAAACUUGCAGACUACCACCAAGGAGAAGGGCGAGAGGCUCUUCGACGCCAACAGGGAAGUGCUGCUUCACCAAACCUGCGACGACAUCGACUCAUGGAUGAACGAACUUGAGAAGCAAAUUCAGAGCACCGAUACCGGUAGCGAUCUGGCCUCCGUCAAUAUUCUCAUGCAGAAGCAACAGAUGAUCGAGACCCAGAUGGCAGUGAAGGCGAAACAGGUUACGGAACUGGAAACUCAGGCGGAAUACCUGCAGAAGACCGUGCCUGACAAGAUGGAAGAGAUCAAGGAGAAGAAGAAGACUGUUGAGCAUAGAUUCGAACAACUCAAGGCGCCAUUACUCGAACGCCAACGUCACCUUGCCAAGAAGAAGGAAGCCUUCCAGUUCCGUCGUGAUGUCGAAGACGAGAAGCUGUGGGUCCAGGAGAAGAUGCCCCUGGCCACAAGCACCGACUACGGUAACUCAUUGUUCAACGUGCAAAUGUUGCAGAAAAAGACUCAGUCGCUGAAGACGGAGACCGACAACCACGAGCCCAGGAUUCUGACGGUCAUCUCUAACGGACAGAAGCUGAUUGACGAGGGACACGAAAGUUCGCCCGAAUUCAAACAGCUUAUUGACGAGCUCACUGCGAGGUGGCGAGAACUUAAGGAUGCCAUCGAGGAACGCAAGAACAAUCUGUCGCAAUGGGAGAAAGCACACCAGUACCUGUUCGAUGCGAACGAAGCGGAAGCCUGGAUGAGCGAACAGGAACUCUACAUGAUGGUGGAAGAUCGAGGCAAGGAUGAGAUCUCUGCGCAGAACCUCAUGAAGAAACACGAGAUUUUGGAGCAAGCUGUCGACGAUUAUGCACAGACUAUCCGUCAAUUGGGAGAGACUGUCAGGCAGCUCACCGCCGAAGAACAUCCACUCAGUGAACAAAUUUCCGUGAAACAAUCGCAAGUAGACAAGUUGUAUGCAGGACUGAAGGACUUGGCUGGCGAGAGACGAGCCAAACUCGAUGAAGCUUUAAGAUUAUUCCAACUAUCCCGCGAGGUCGAUGACCUUGAACAAUGGAUCACAGAGAGGGAACUCGUCGCCAGCAGCCAGGAGCUGGGACAAGACUACGAUCAUGUCACGCUGCUGUGGGAACGCUUCAAGGAGUUCGCGCGCGAGACCCAGUCGGUGGGCUCGGAGCGAGUCGGCACGGCCGAGCGUAUCGCCGACCAGAUGAUCGCCAUGGGACAUUCUGACAACGCCACCAUCGCGCAGUGGAAGGAGGGCCUCAAGGAAACCUGGCAGGACCUCCUCGAGCUCAUCGAGACGAGGACACAGAUGUUAGCGGCGUCCCGCGAGCUGCACAAGUACUUCCACGACUGCAAGGACACGCUGCAGCGCGUCAACGAGCGCGCGCGCGGCGUCAGCGACGAGCUCGGCCGCGACGCCAUCAGCGUGUCCGCGCUGCAGCGCAAGCACCACAACUUCAUGCAGGACCUCACCACGCUGCAGCAGCAGGUGGAGUCCAUAAAGAGCGAGUGCUCGCGGCUGGGCGCGUCGUACGCGGGCGAGAAGGCGGCGGAGAUCACGCGGCGCGAGCGCGAGGUGGCGGACGCGUGGGCCGCGCUGCAGGCCGCGUGCCGCGCGCGCCGCGCCAAGCUGGAGGACGCCGACCGCCUGUACCGCUUCCUCAGCCAGGUCCGCACGCUCACGCUCUGGAUGGACGACGUCGUGCGACAGAUGAACACCGGCGAGAAGCCCAGAGACGUGAGCGGCGUCGAGCUUCUGAUGAACAACCACCAGUCGCUGAAGGCGGAGAUCGACACGCGCGAGGACAACUUCUCGGCCUGCAUCUCGCUCGGGAAGGAGCUGCUGGCGCGCCAACACUACGCCUCCGCGGACAUCAAGGAGAAGCUACUGCAGCUGACGAAUCAAAGGAAUGCCCUGCUGCGACGCUGGGAAGAACGCUGGGAGAACUUGCAACUCAUACUGGAAGUGUACCAGUUCGCUCGCGACGCGGCCGUGGCGGAGGCGUGGCUCAUCGCGCAGGAGCCGUACCUCAUGUCGCAGGAGCUGGGGCACACCAUCGACGAGGUCGAGAGCCUCAUCAAGAAGCACGAGGCCUUCGAGAAAUCCGCAGCGGCACAGGAGGACCGGUUCAGCGCUCUGCAGCGACUCACCACCCUUGAAAGGCGUGAAGUAUCACUAUGGCCAAAAGAACAGCCUUGGGACGCAUGUGACGAGUCCGAGUUUGUCUAUCAUCACCCCGCCCCCUCCUUCACGAAACCGCCCCUCACCCUGACCAUAGAACAGCACAGUCCUCAAGUGGGCGAAGUAGUCAGAGAGAUCAUAAUCAACAGCGGCAAAUACCAGUUGCCAGAGAAGUUCAAAGUUAAAAUCGUCAAUUCGGAUUCUUCGAGUAAUUCGAUUAAAAAAAACGAAUCGUUUUUGUGGAACGUCGCAAGGAACAGCCUCUCGACCAUAUCGGAGUCCAGCUCGGCUCCCAUGUCGCCUGCCACCCCGGACAUAUAUAGCUCGGUGUUCUUCAUGUACACGAACGCAAGAGAAAAGUCUGACGAUCGUUUAUCUUGCAUCGACUUCAUAUUGUGGGACAGAUUGUUCUAUCAGGGCGUCUAUCCGAACGUUUCAUUGUUGAGAUCGAAAAGUAGUUCUUCGAAAAGUAGUAUAAAACGUGUCUUCAAGAGGUUAUCGAAGAAAAUUAAACCGGUCGAUUCUGAGCUCAGCGGUGAAGUAGCCGUCUUGUCGUUGCCCGGUCUGAGCGAAAGCAACGACGUGAUUAACGAUCUGGGCAAAGAGGUCAAAAACAUUCCGUUGAGUUCCUCGCUCCCGCUCCUGUCCCAGACCAGACACUUCAUUGGUCCCGAAGGUGCAUGGUACUUUAACUACUUAGAUGGUUUCGAAGUGAAAGAGAUGAAGCGUCGUCAGGAAGCGGCCGAAGCGGCGGAGCGCGAGAAGCGGGAGCGCGAAGCCGCCGAGGCCGCCGCCGCCGCCGCCGCCGCGCAGGACGCGCUCGACCGCGCCGACACGCCGCACGAGCAGCCCGCCGCCAACGUCGUAAGGAGAACGUCCACUAAAGCGGCUGAGAAGGCCCAAGAGCGACCCCAUUCCCAGCCAGAGGCGAGCUCCGUCCCGAACCCCGCCGCCCUCGCCGCCCCCGCUGACCCCGCCGCCCCCGCACCGCCCUCCCCCCAACAGUCCACGUCGAAACCAACACCGGUUAAACCCGCACGCCUCUCCACCCCUGGAUCGAGUUCGUCGCCCGCCACGCCUUCGAGUUCCGGUAAGGUGAAGUCGCGGUCGCGAAGCAAGUCCCCCUUCAGGAGCUUCAGGUGGCGCACCGCCAAGAAGCUGAUCGCGGGCUCCCAUCAUAGCGACGACGAAGAGGGAGCCAGUCCAGCCAGCGAAGAUGAAGGGGUCGAGGGAACUCUGGUACGGAAACACGAAUGGGAAUCCGCCGCCAAACGGGCUUCUAAUCGGUCUUGGGAUAAGCUUUACGUUGUGGCCAAAGACGGCCGCAUGUCGUUCUACAAGGACCAGAAGAGCUACAAGUCGUCGCCGGAACAGUACUGGCGCGGGGAGAGCCCUCUGGACCUCAACGGGGCGGUCGUAGAGGUGGCAGCCAACUACACCAAGAAGAAGCACGUCUUCCGUCUCAGGCUGUCGAGCGGCGCGGAGUUCCUGCUGCAGGCGCACGACGAGGCGGAGAUGUCGUGGUGGCUGGAGUCGCUGCGGGCGCGCACGCAGGCGCCGGCCGCGCGCUCGCACACGCUGCCCGCGCCCGCCAACGCCGAGCCCAAGCGACGCUCCUUCUUCACGCUCAAGAAGAACUAAAUCGUCGAGUCGAGAGAUGAGGGGUCGUCGACCUCGGCGCCCGUGCGGUACCCGGUACCGGAGGCACGGGUCGCGCGACGGUCGAUCUUCCGACGCUUGCAAGCUUCGCCGCCGGCAACGUUGUAUCUCGCGUUGCGUACAAAACAAAACGUUGAAUGUUCGAUUUUGCAUGUAUGAAACGCCUUCUAUAUUUAUUGUUUCGUAUCGAAAAAUAGAUUUUAUCCGAGCGCGAACGAUCCCACCCGCGUUUGAUUAAUAAAAUUAAUAAAUUAUAUUUAACAAAAAAAAAAAAAAAAGUUUUAUCAAAUUACAUAUUAUUAAAUAUAUUAUUAAUUAUAAAAAAAAAAAUCUAAAUGCGACGCUAUUUAUUAAAAUAAGUCUUUGAAUUCAGAUAAAAUAUAAAUGACUAUGAUUGAAAUAUUUAUAUAUAUAUAAAAUGGAGGUAGUUUUAAUGUACGUUUUGUUUGACUAGAAAAUAAUAUUGAUUCAAAACGAUUCUUUGAAGAUUUAUAACUUUCGACCAAUCCUCUGUUCUGAUGGUGUUUAAUUGUUUCGUUUUUAAAUGUAAAAUUUGGCUGAAAACCGCGAUAGCGACCGCAUUUAAAUUCAUUAGGACACCGAGUUCAUUGACUUUUCACAUUAUCGACUGCUUUCCAGAAGCAAUAUGAGUUGUGUAAUUAAGCUGCUCGUAUUAGAGAUAUUUUCCAUAUUUAAAGUGUCUUCUUUGUGACGUGUGAGUGUCGCUGUUCACUUCAACGCAGCAUUUAAAUUAUUAAUAUUAUAACAUUUAUCUAAUAGAUAGUUGGUUAAUGUAUGAAAUGAGUAGAGAUGUAGAGGCGCCCCGCCGUGCCGCGACCAGCGACUUCCAACACGUCAGUAACGUAUUCAGAUUUGUAAUUAUUAUUAACGCUUGAGCCUCAAGUGCUUAUACUGUAAUGUCUUAAUUUUUUUUUUUUUUCAAAUUAUUUUUAUUAACUGCCAAUUACACGAUUGUUAUUUUUUGUAAGCUAUACGUACAUAUAUCUGAAUUACACAUUAUUAUUAUUAUUAAGGUGACACGUUUUAGUUCUGUUUACGUAUUGUAUUGUGACGGGAAUGUGGCAACCCCCGCGUUUUAAACGUCUGUAACGUUAGUGUUGCCACAAUUUCACGCUUGCAUGUCGUACUAUGUUUAAAUAUUUUAUUUUAAAUUUUACUUUUUGAUGAAAAUAUAAUAAAAGAUGUUUUCAAAUAA